Messenger RNA from Physcomitrium patens, 2776 nucleotides. Its product is annotated as CDP-diacylglycerol--serine O-phosphatidyltransferase 2. The record is from RefSeq and is a predicted model, not a curated record. Gene Ontology annotation, biological process: phosphatidylserine biosynthetic process. Lineage: Eukaryota; Viridiplantae; Streptophyta; Bryopsida; Funariales; Funariaceae. Gene Ontology annotation, molecular function: L-serine-phosphatidylethanolamine phosphatidyltransferase activity.
CACAGGGUGACCACAAAGUUCGUUUGAUGAAGGGUAUUGAGUAAGGCUGGAGCUGAUUCAAGACAUGUCUGAUUGCUGAAUAAGGAUAUUCAUCGCUGAAAUAGAAAUGUUUAUAGACAAUUGAUACAAAUAGUAGACAUCUUCAUUCACCCUCUUUAAUCAAGUGUAACAUGUGGAUUACCCCACAACUUGAAUCUGUUGGAGAAGUUUCUUAAGAGAGAGAGAGAGAGAGAGAGAGAGAGAGAGAGAGAUGGAGAGCUUGAUUUUUAUGCACGCUAUCGUCCUGCAGGCGAGCAACUUCAUGAUCAGAGUCUCGAUCCUCAGACCAACAGGACACUCAUCAAGAGGUAUACUGAAUGGACACUCAAAGAACGAAUAGCGACAACGAAUAGUGUCGAGUGGAUCUUCCAUUCGAGCAACUUUUCUUUGAGAAAAACCUCAAGUGGGUGGCAUGCCACUUCAUUGAAACAGACACGUCAUCCUCUGGGUCGUUCCAUUUCUUCCUCUCGAGGAGGCACAUCACCGAAAGUGGCAUCUCCAUCCCGACCCUUCCGUGAUCUCCUGCUUCAAUACACCUACCGUUGUUUAACCACAGACUUCUCACCAGCCGCUCAAGCAAGUAAUUUGCACUUCUUGUUGUUGUUUCACUGUUGGCGUUCAUUGGACAUUUGGAGUGAAUGAUCGUAGGGAGCUAGAAAUGUACAAACAAAGCACUAUUAAAUUAUUUUAGCGGAAGAUUCGAUGAUAUUUCGUUAAGGGGAGUUGGACUCCGGAGGAUUUAAGUUAGAAAUCAAGCCAGUGAUCCUGUAUGAUGCUCUGGGCUUGGGGAUGGGGGGUGAUUGGGUAGGGGAAGUGAAAUUAUCCUAUUCGCUGAGUACAUCGCCACAGCAAUUCACAGUGCUAUUUCUCUUUAACGAGGUUUCGAGUUUUGUGGUCUCUGGAAAGGAUUCUCAUGUAACCAAGGGAUUGAAAAGUUCAGGGAAGUAGCCGCAAAUUUCUGCACAUUGCAAGAUUGAGAUGGGUAGAGAAAAUAGCUUUCCAGAAGCUGAGGAUUCCAGCGGUUUCAAGGAUAAGAAUAAAUCUAUAAAAUAUGAUGGAAUGGCCGAGGCUUGGAAGAGCAGAGAUGGGUCGAUUAUUUCCAAUGAUGGGAUCAGGCUUGAGAGAGAGGACAGUGAAUCCAAGGCGGGGAGCAUCAUGAGAGACCUGGAUCCUUGGACAGCCUGGUUUUACAAACCUCACACCGUGACGGUUCUUGUCGCUGGAGCUUGCCUUCUUGUGUGGGCAAGUGGUGCGCUUCAGUCAGAAGAACAUGAUUUGGACGUAGUGACUAAUGCCAAAAGGGGUGUUUGGGCAACAAUCGCUGUUUUCUUGGGCUAUUGUUUACUGCAGGCUCCAUCCACGAUUCUGAUAAGACCGCACCCUGCAUUUUGGAGAUUUAUUCACGGAAUAGCAGUAGUGUAUCUUGUCUUCCUCACCUUUCUGCUCUUUCAGAAGCGGGAUGAUGCGCGACAAUUCUUGAAAUAUCUGCAUCCUGACCUUGGUGUUGAGUUGGAUGAAAGAUCUUAUGGAGCAGAUUGUAGACUGUAUACCCCAGAAAAGCCCAACAAGUUUUCCAAUGUUUAUAAUACCUUAUUCGAUGAGUUUGUCAUAGCACACACAUUAGGAUGGUGGGGGAAGGCCAUUAUGGUUCGCAAUCUACCUCUUUUGUGGAUCCUUUCCAUGGGCUUUGAGAUGGCAGAGGUAACUUUCAACCAUAUGCUUCCGAACUUCAACGAAUGUUGGUGGGACAGUAUCAUUCUUGAUGUCUUCCUGUGCAACUGGAUUGGAAUUUGGGCUGGCAUGAAGACAGUAAAAUAUUUUGAUGGAAAGACUUACGCUUGGGUAGGUCUAAGUCGACAGAAGUCUAUUAUCGGUAAGGUUAGGAGGUCUCUUGGGCAAUUUACUCCAGCCUACUGGGACAAGGAUGAGUGGAAUCCAUUGCAGGGUCCUCUCCGGUUUGUUCAAGUUCUGACCUUGAUAGUUAUAAUUUUAACAGUUGAGGUCAAUGCGUUUUUCCUCAAAUUCUGUCUAUGGAUACCACCUUUGAACCCGCUCAACACUUAUCGGCUGAUAAUUUGGUGGCUAAUUGCAAAUCCUGCUAUCCGAGAAUAUAAUACUUUUCUGCAGACAAGGAAGCCUAUUAAGAAGUUGGGAGCUUUCUGUUGGCUAGCUCUUGCAAUAGCAAUCGUGGAGACUCUCAUCUGUAUAAAAUUUGGUCGAGAUCUCUACCCCAAACCAAUGCCAGGCUUUGUAUUCUGGUUCUGGACAACAGUGUGCAUUGCUCUUGUCCUUUUUCUAUUUACCUGGACAAUCAAAAUAUUUUUUGAUGGUAGGGGAGAUGCCGAUGAGACUGAAGUGGACCUGAAGAAAUCCAUGUAAGGACUUCAUCUAGUGUUGGGUAGGGGGGGCAGCAAUUCAAGUAUGCUGGUUCCGUAGAAACUGCUGGAAAGGCUUUCUUUGCGCUGAUUUGAGGAAUAAAUGUACCGUUUUUAGCAAUCUUGUUCAGAGUGGAGAUUGGUUACUGGUUAUUGGUAUCCUUAGCGAACUGGUGGCCAUUCGAUUAGAGUAUGUUAUGGCUCCUGAAACUGAAAAUGUUUCUUUGAAGUCCCUAGAUAAUAUGUCAUCAAGUAGUUUCUUUUGGAACAUUUGUGUGGGUAAGUUUCGUUCUCUUUUAGUGCAAACAAUCAUGAGUGUUGCAUCUUCUAAUACAAGUCUACUUGUGGCUAAAUUGAAAGAA